Ectocarpus siliculosus is the source of this 477-nucleotide messenger RNA. The record is from the annotation of a GenBank genome assembly. Lineage: Eukaryota; Phaeophyceae; Ectocarpales; Ectocarpaceae.
AUGGCGGACCACCGCGACUUCUUGGGGGCCAUCGUCAAUCUCGGGGUCACGAGAGACGGGAUCGGGGACAUCCUCGUCCAGGGCGAGCGGGGGGCGCAGGUGCUAGUCGACCCCGUGAUGGCCGAGUUCCUGGCCGGGAGCCUCACCAGCGUCAGGAGCGUCAAGGUUAAGGUCCGGCCGAUCCCGCUGGAGGAGCUCGCCGUCCGGCCGGCAAAGACGAAGGACGUGAGCACCGUCGAGGCGUCCCUCCGCCUGGACUCCGUAGCGAGCGCCGGCAUGGGCAUGAGCCGCAGCAAGAUGUCGGCGGCUAUCAAGAGCGGGUUGGUGCUUGUCAACUGGAAGGCUGCCAGUUCGGGCACGACGAAUGUGAGGGAGGGCGACAUCGUGACCGUCAGGGGGAAAGGCCGGGUCGAGAUCGGGGACAUUACCGUCACCAAGAAGGGACGCUACAAGAUCAACAUGUGCCGCACCACUUGA